AUGGCUGGAAGCCAGAAGUUCGAGUCGUUCGAACCAGCAUCUGAGGACUGGGACUCUUACCUCUCUCGGUUUGAGUUCCAUCUGGAAACCCAUGAUAUUACAGACGAGGCCAAGAAGCGAGCUUGCCUCCUGAGUUCCUGUGGAAAAGGGACCUUCGACAUAGCCAGGUCGUUGGUGGCCCCAACGGAUAUGAAAACCGUUACUUACGCUGAUAUCACGAAGAAGCUGAAGGCACACUUUUCUCCACAGCCUUCAGAAAUAGCCUGCAGGCACGCUUUUUACAAGCGGAGCCAAGAAGCGACGGAGACCAUCGCUGAUUUUGUGGCGGCCCUGCGAAAGGCGGCGAGGCCGUGCAACUUCCCGGACGUGGAGGUCGCGCUCAGAGAUCGGCUCGUGUGUGGCCUGCGGGACGAGAGACUUCAACAACGCCUGUUCGCAAAGACCACCCUGACCUGGGCCGUGGCCUACGAGGAGGCUGUCGCGGCAGAAGCGGCAGACAAGUCAACGAAAGAAGUCCGGCAACGACUAGCGCAAGCAGAGCUGAAAGUGCACUCCCAGGCGCAAGAGGCGGACCCAACAGAAGACUGCAGCCAGCACGACCUGCUCCGGAUGUGGCGGGAAACACCCACGGGAGUCCUGCUGGGCACGAGAAUUGGAGUGCCGAGCAUGCGGACGACGGGGGCACAUAGCAAGGGUCUGCAGAUCGGCAAAGAGGAAGCCAGCGCAUUAGCGAGGGUCUGCUGGUCGGCCAAGAGGAAGCCAGCGCAAACCUCCCGUGACCAACAGCGAUCCCCAGCACACGAGUCCACACAACAGAUGACAGCCACUCUAACCAGCUCGUCAACAAUUCACCGCACCAGUGGGCCCGGAAAGAUCACCGUCACCCUGCUUCUGGAUGGCCAGCCCUGCACCCUGGAAGUGGACUCUGGAUCCCCAGUCACCAUCAUCUCGUCAAAAUCCUGGCAGCAACUGUUCCCAAACCGAAGCCGAAGGCGACUGAAGCAUGUGGACACGCGAGUCUCCGACUUCCAGGGGAGAAGGAUUCCAUUGGCCGGAAAGGACUCCGUGCUCGUUGAGUAUAUGGGAAAAUGUGUUGAAUUAUCGUUUAUAGUUGCUGAAGGGGAUCGUGUUAAUCUAUUGGGGUUGGACUGGUUUAAACCAUUGGGCAUUGGGCUGUAUGGGGUAAAUAAGCUUCAGGAGAAUAAAUGGGACACCCUGUACGAGCAGUUUCCCGCAGUUUUUGGAGAGGGACUGGGAAAGUAUAAUGGGCCCCCUAUCUCGUUUGAAUUAGACCCUAAGGUAACCCCCAUCAGGUUAAAGUACAGGAAGGUGCCCAUUCCAAUACGGCCCAAGGUGGAAAAAGAGCUAGAUAAGCUCAUUGAGUAGGGGGUCCUGGAACCAGUGCCUCACAGUAAAUGGGAGACUCCCAUUGUAACGCCAGUAAAGCCCGACGGGUCCAUAUGGAUAUGUGCCGACUAUAAGUGCACUAUAAAUAAGGCCCUACAGCAGCACUCUUAUCCUGUGCCAGUAAUAAGCCACGUCCUGGUUUCUCUGGGGGGCGGCAAGAUUUUUGCGAAGCUUGAUUUAGCUCAAGCGUAUCAGCAGUUGCCUGUUACGGCGGAGGCGGCUGAGGCCCAGACAAUCGUGACACAUAGGGGUGCGUUUAAAGUUAACAGACUCCAAUUCGGAGUCAAUGUGGCCCCUGGAUUAUUCCAAAGUUUAAUGGAAAGACUUUUGAGGGGGGUGCCGGGCACAGUGCCCUAUUUUGAUGAUGUUCUAAUUGCAGGAAAAACCGAGCAGGAGCUACUGGACAGAGUUACUGAGGUCCUGAAUCGUUUUAAAAAUGCUGGGUUAAAGGUGAAACGCUCUAAAUGCACAAUGGGCGUGGAUAGUGUUGAAUUCCUGGGUUUCCGCAUAGACGCGGAAGGGGUUCAUCCCACAUGCGAAAAGACGGAAGCCAUUAAGAAGGCUCCUAGGCCCGACGCAAAGUGGACAUGGGGUCAAGCCGAGGAGGAGGAGUUCUCAGGAGUGAAGGCACUGUUAACAUCCAACGCCGUUUUGACUCAUUAUGACGAGCAAAAACUCCUGAUCCUGGCUGCCGACGCUUCGCCUUUUGGAAUAGGCGCUGUUUUGAGCCAUCUGAUGCCGAAUGGAAGCGAAGCGCCUAUCGCUUUCUAUUCAAGGUCUCUGUCUGCGGCAGAAAGGAACUAUGCCCAGAUAGACAAGGAAGGUCUGGCAUUGGUAGCGGCUGUCAAAAAGUUCCACGAUUUUGUUUUUGGCAGGAAAUUUGUGUUGGUCACAGACCAUAAGCCGCUAUUGGGGAUUUUCGCGCCCGAUAAGCAACUGCCUAACAUCAUGUCUGCUAGAAUGCUUAGGUGGGCGCUGUUUUUACAGGCAUACGAUUUUGAUCUGGAACACCGGCCGGGUAAGGCCAUAGGGCAUGCUGACGCGAGGGGGUGGCCGAUGGGCAACAUGGAACCCGAGUUCCAGCCAUACAAGACACGCCAAGCAGAAUUAUCUGUAUCAAAGGGAUGCAUACUUUGGGGAAACAGGGUCGUAGUUCCAGAGAACCUCAGACACAGGGUUUUGCAAUCCUUACAUGAUGGGCACCCGGGAAUGGUUCAAAUGAAGGCCUUAGCCAGAGGUUAUGUUUGGUGGCCCAGGAUAGACCAAGCUAUCAAGGAAUGGGUGCGAGUUUGCACCCAGUGCCAGCAGGACAGGCCAAAUCCCCCUGCAGCCCCACCACAGAAAUGGGAGUCAUCAGGGAAGCCUUGGUCAAGACUUCAUAUGGAUUUCGCUGGCCCGGUACAGGGGGAAAUGUUUUUAAUCAUUGUUGACGCCUGGUUGAAAUGGUUAGAGGUGGUGCACAUGCGCACAACUACAUCCACCGCUGUCGUUAAGGUCCUCCGCAGGCUAUUCACAACCCAUGGGUUGCCAGACACGCUCGUCAGCGAUAACGGGCCACAAUUUGUAUCAGAAGAAUUUAAGAAAUUCCUACAGGAUAAUGGCAUUCGCCAACUUACAGCUGCCCCUUUUCACCCCGCUUCAAAUGGCCAGGCGGAGCGUAUGGUACAAACGGCAAAAGAGGCAUUGGGAAGACUAACUGAGGGGGAUUGGAGCGUCCGGCUUGCGUCGUUCCUCCUGCGCCAGCAUACCACUACCUGUAGCUCAACUGGCCGUAGCCCAGCCGAGCUACUCAUGGGCCAGAGGUAA
Molecule: messenger RNA, 3213 nt
Organism: Gekko japonicus
Lineage: Eukaryota; Metazoa; Chordata; Lepidosauria; Squamata; Gekkonidae
Exons: 4
Biological process (GO): DNA integration
Molecular function (GO): nucleic acid binding
Source: RefSeq, a predicted model, not a curated record